GGUCGUGGGUGCUUGCGCAGCUUGCGCUCCGCUCGAGGGCGUUUGCGGGCAACUGUAACCUGGUGUAUAUAACCUGCUGGUGUGUAACUGUCGCGCUGAAGCUCACUGAAGCUGCAAGAAGCUGUGCAGGUCAAGCAAGUCAGGUCGCAACUCGCAACAUGAACUGCACUCCGUGCAGUUUACGCGAUUGCUCUUAUCAAGUCCCGCUCCUCUCGUUUGCGGCUCAGCGACGCGCGUGAUGUGUGUCGGCGAUUCCAAUGCAAGGACGAAGCAGUUUUCGCGUAUUAUUCUCUGCGGACGACGAUGUCGGGCAGCAGCGAUUCCGAGGAGUUUUUCGACGCGGAGGACGACUCGUUUCAUCGCGCGUCGCGAAAAGUUAAACAGCGUGAGUCUAUCAGUGCUGAAGGUCAUGCUAAUAAAACGCUAGAAAUUUGCAAACAGGAAGAUCAUGUUUUCGUAAAACCUACCGAACCAAAGAGUUGCAUGACAGCCACAGACUGUGGACAAACGAAAGAAAAACUUGACGAGGAUAGUAGAGAAUCCACUGCAGAUAAAAUUGUAGGUAGAAGAAGAUUUCGUGAACUUCGGCAACGCAUGCAAACGGAAGAUGAUGAUAUUCCGAUUAACAGUUCUCCUCCGGAUAGCCAGACAUCUUCCAUCGAGGGUGUUUAUCCUACUCCUUCGAAAACGACCCAUCCAUUCAGAAUUAUAGAGCAUGACACUCUUAGCUUACAAAGUAUGACCUCUUUAGGGCGAGUGGGCCGAAUUCUGGCGGGAGUCGCAGAUAACGCUUCUGGCGUACUUGUAUCUGGUAUAUCCCAGUGUCCUCCUCCUGCCGCCCUUACCCGCGAGAGUCAGAUGUCCUCCAUUGCUAGUAUUCCGAGCAAAGAUGAGGACACAACCUCUGGUAAGGUGUCCCAGUCUUCCAGCGUCCUUACGUUAUCAGGGGAUAUCCUACAGGAAUCCUCUGUUAACGGUAGUAGAUCCAAUUAUGCUUCUCACUCGCAAAGUGACAAGACUAUUAUGCUUCAAGAACCUGAUGUCAUCGCUAGUACAAAGAAUAAUGGAAAAUCAGUAGAAGAUGUUGCGAUGUCUGGUGUACCCAUUGCUCCACCGCGUCGUAAAAAGAAAAUCAAGACAAAUACAUCGAGUGAUCUCGCUCCCGCUGCAGAGGCACUUGUUCCCGCGUCACCACUUCCGAGUCCAGCAAGUACUAUAGAAUCGAUAACUAGAGAAUUCGAGCAUUCUCUUGAUAUCCGAUCCGCGACGAAAGGCCAAUAUGUCGUCAAGCCGCAAGAUGAGGACAAAUUGAAAGCAGAAGGUCCGUCUACCGAGGAAUUAGAAAGGGUAGAAAGAAUGAAAGCAGAAUUGCUUAGUCGAUCGAACGAAAAGUCCAGCAGUAGUCCAUUAGGAUCAGCAUCAAGCAAUAGUAUCGGCCGUUAUUCUCUAGGUCCGCAUAAGCUUUCAGGCAUGAGUCCACAAGGUUCCAAAGAAAGACGUAAAUCUGCUGGUGAUCAAGAUUUGGUCAAGCAAUUAAAUAUGUUUGUAAGGACUAGGACUGAUUCUGGCAAGCGUCUUACCGAUAUGGAAAUCUUGGAACAAGUGCCUGUAACGAAUUUAGAUACGGGGGAACAGGUGCCAUUAAGUAUAGCAGAAGAUAAAUUACCGCAAUGUAUCAAUCCGUUGUCAUUACAUAUUAUGAGACUCACUAAAUCUAAAUACAUAAGCAAUUCUAGUCUUGAGAAGGAGAAAGAGAGCGAUGAGGAAAGUGUGGACAGUAAAAUGUCUAGUAUACCCCCAGACGAAGAUGUAUCGGUAGACAGAGUUCGUAAGCGAACACAAAAGUUGAAACGAUUCCUAGGCUCGACUGUAAAAAAGACAAUGGACAAAGCUAAAUCGAUCGCGCAAGAAGUAUCGCACGCGAGACACAAGGAGGAUGUUAUGGACAUAGUAGACGAAGUCUAUCCUGGUGAACAACAGUACAUAAAAUUAAAGGCAUCAAACAGCCACAAAGGUCCGUACGAAUUCAGUUGUCUGCAGCACGUUCAAGAUCUUAGCGGCGAACACAUAGGACCCGUUUGGUGCAUGAAAUUUUCAGCCUGCGGCCGACUGUUGGCCACUGCGGGACAAGAUCGCGUUUUAAGGAUUUGGGUUCUACGAGACGCCUUCACGUAUUUUCAGGACAUGCGAACAAAGUAUAACGCAGAGAAAGUCAGUCCUACUCCGUCGCAAGAAUCGUUAGUCUCGCAGCAAUCCAUGGAAGAUCCUAACGUCGUAGCUAGUGCCUUCAGCGAGAUAGAAGGAACAAAAAGCCCGUUUAUGCCAAAGCCAUUUUGCACAUAUACCGGUCAUACCUCGGAUCUGCUCGACGUCUCCUGGUCUAAAAACUACUUCGUAUUAUCUUCAUCGAUGGACAAAACUGUACGGCUUUGGCAUAUAUCUCGCAAGGAAUGCUUAUGUUGCUUUCAGCACAUCGACUUUGUCACCGCCAUAGUAUUUCAUCCGCGGGACGACCGAUACUUUCUCUCAGGAUCGCUGGAUGGCAAAUUACGCUUAUGGAAUAUUCCCGAUAAAAAGGUUGCGGUAUGGAACGAAGUGGACGGGCAAACAAAGUUGAUUACCGCGGCGAAUUUUUGUCAAAACGGAAAAUUCGCGGUUGUAGGCUCGUAUGACGGUCGUUGCAUAUUUUACAAUACCGAUCAGUUGAAAUACCAUACCCAAAUACACGUCCGAUCGACAAGAGGGAAAAAUUCUACCGGUCGCAAGAUCAGUGGAAUCGAGCCAAUGCCGGGGGAAGACAAGAUAUUGGUUACGUCAAACGACAGUCGCAUUCGUCUGUACGAUCUGAGAGACUUGAACCUGUCUUGCAAAUAUAAGGGAUACGUUAAUGUCAGUAGUCAAAUUAAAGCAAGUUUUAGCCCAGACGGACAAUAUAUAGUUAGCGGUUCUGAAAACCAGUGCAUUUAUAUUUGGAAAACUCAUCACGAUUAUUCCAAAUUUUCUAGCGUUCGUAGGGAUCGAAAUGAUUUCUGGGAAGGCAUAAAGGCGCACAAUGCCGUAGUAACGUGUGCCGUAUUCGCACCGAAUCCAGAUAGUAUUAUCAAGCAAAUCGAAGCGAGAGAACAAUGGGAGAGUAAGGAGGAGCCGAAAGGCGUGGAUAGUUCCAACAUGGGUGUGAUUCCCGUUGAUCCUGUCGUUGAGCAACGCACUAAAGGUUGCGGAGGCCACGUUCUCGUGAGCGCCGAUUUCAAUGGGUGUAUAAAGGUUUUCUUAAACAAGACGAAACCGAAGCACAGUUCCCUACCGGCAUCUGCACUCGCGUAACGUAAUAUUAUCUACGAAUCUACGGGGCAAUCGUAUUAAUCGAGAAAAUAACGUAUAUAGUACGAGCGUAUCGUCGCGUGCAAAUUACGCUCUUGCCUCUUAAAUUUCGCCUACUGCAAAUUUCGCUAUGGGCUCGUCUCUUCUCGAUCGAGAAAUACCAGAAUUGUAUACAAACUUUUUUUUAACGGUAUUUUUACGCCAAGUACAAGCACUGUUUUAUCUUCGUGCGCGCGCGCGCGCGCGCGCGCACUUGCGUGUGCGUAAAUAGUUUUAAGCGAUAAUAUACAUAUAUUAAUGACAAAGCUUUUUUUCUUGAAAUCGUGCUUAAAUGUUUAAGUUUAAUCACAAUCGAUCAAUCUGUCAAUUCUAAACGUAAUACGCUCUAAUGCAGGGGAUACUGAAAUGUAAAUUCCAUUGAAAGUUUUAUUGCGUCAGAUAAAACAAAUUUUGUUCAUUUUCAUAUUUUUUGAAUAUUUUGUUUGCCAACGGAUGUGAAAAGAGUUUUUUCUUUUACUUUCUUCUCAUCACGAUUCGACGGUGCUGGUCCACUGUUACAAAGAAAACAAAAUAUAGUUAUUAAUAUCUUACAAGAGAGAUUUAUCAAAAUUAUGUUGUAAAAUGAUAGUGAUAAAUCGCGUCAAUGAGGACGGAAUUGUUCUAUACUGUACCGACUGCACGUACAAUUAAGACACAGAGAAGAUUAGAGCACCUUGGUGAAAAUAAAGUAUAAAAGAGUAUACAGAGGAUGGAAAAAUAUUCGAAUAGCAUGUUUUAUUUGUUAUACGUCAGAUUCGCAGCUCUUAUAAAAGAUUUUCAUUAUUUACUAAUAGUGAGACGUUAAAUAGGAAUUGUUAAUUUUUACAAAUAUCGAAUCGAAUUUUCGCAAAAUCCUAAUGCUUUCUAAAAUGCGUCCUUCUUGAACAUAAUAGGUGUAAGAUAGUGUAACACAUCGAAGACAAUAUCAGAUAUUUGAAAGCUGACGUAUGUAUAUCAUGGUUUUUUUCUACGAACGUCCUAUAUUUAAAAAACGUAAUUAAACGUCGUAUUUUUUGUUGUGGAAUUUUAGUAACACGUACGUAUAUGAGACGCGUUACAGUUAAACAUUGCGUUACACACACACACACACACACACAUACACACACAAGCACAACAUAUAUGUUAGUUUUCAUGAUUAAGCGUACACUCGUGAACAAUGAGGUUGCGAUACUUUUUUUUUUUAGUGAGUUUUAUGAACGCGUGGUUUUUAACUUUCUAAUAAAGUUUCUCAAAUAAUAUAAAUAAAUGAUAUAAUUUGAUGUUAGUAUUGACAUUUGGUACAGUAUUAUUUUAAUUAUAUAUAACAUGUUUGUGCAUUCGUAAAUUAACUGAAAAAAAAGUGUUGCAAUCUCAUUGUCCACGACUGUUAUAAAUAUGUAGUUCAUCCCUCGUUGAUAUUUUCUGUAGAAAUUGUAAUAUGCCUACGAUAUUCUAAUUCAGAGUUUAAUGUAGAAGAUUAUGUUACAUUGGGUUAAUAUCAAUGCAAAACUUGUACUUUUAAAUUUUGUCAAUUAUAAGAACGUGUUUGUGUGUGGUGUGUGUGUGUGUGUGCGCGCUCGUGUGUUGUAUGAAGAACAGUUUCGGAAUUCUGUAUGACAAUGAGAUUACAUUAUACGCGACGUA
Molecule: messenger RNA, 4983 nt
Organism: Wasmannia auropunctata (little fire ant)
Lineage: Eukaryota; Metazoa; Arthropoda; Insecta; Hymenoptera; Formicidae
Product: WD repeat-containing protein 44
Exons: 6
Coding region: 304-3324 (1006 amino acids)
Molecular function (GO): protein binding
Source: RefSeq, a predicted model, not a curated record